AUGUCAAUCGAAUUUAAAAAACGUAAAGUUGUGCAAAACCGACGUAGGCGAGCCACCUCGGAUAGUGAAAACAGUGAUGAAGAAAGUGCUGUUGUUUUAAAUGAAAAACGAAAUAAAAAAUCCAGCCCAUUCAUUCAAAGUACAUCAAACAAAAAGCUCAAAGCAUCUGAGCCAAUACACGAUUCUUCAGAGAGUGACAAUGAAUCUGUCGGUGUUUCAUAUCGUUCCAAAAUGGACACCGACAUGAGUGGACCGAAAGACAUGGGUGCAACCGCAACAAUUGAAAUUGAUACCGAACUCGACAAAGAUGCCCAAGCUAUCUAUGAACGCUCUUUGCAAGUGAAUAAAGAACUUAAAGGCAAAGAAGAUGACAAGGUUUAUAGAGGUCUAGCGAAUUAUACUCAAUAUUAUGAGAAAAAAGAUACGGCUUUAGGUAAUGCGUCUAGUGGAAUGGUACGCAAGGGACCUAUAAGAGCACCAGCUAAUUUACGUUCCACUGUUCGUUGGGAUUAUCAACCUGACAUUUGUAAAGAUUAUAAAGAAACGGGUUUUUGUGGUUUUGGCGACAGUUGUAAAUUUUUACAUGAUCGUUCAGACUAUAAAUUUGGGUGGCAAUUAGAAAUGGAAUCUACUCAACAAGGUGAUUCAGAUGAUGAUGAUCCAUCAAAGUAUGAAAUCAAAGAAAAUGAUGAUGAUUAUUUGCCUUUUAAAUGUUUGAUUUGUCGAGGGUCUUAUGUCAAUCCUGUAAUGACAAAAUGUAAACAUUAUUUCUGUGAAAAGUGUGCAUUAGCUCAUUUCAAAAAGAGCACUAAAUGUUUCGUCUGUGAGAAACAAACUGGAGGAUUUUUUGAUCCAGCUACAACUAUAAUUGAAAGACUUAAUGCAGCAAAUACAGACAUAAUACAUCAAUGUAAUUCAGAUGAAGAAUCGGAUUAA
Molecule: messenger RNA, 936 nt
Organism: Macrosiphum euphorbiae (potato aphid)
Lineage: Eukaryota; Metazoa; Arthropoda; Insecta; Hemiptera; Aphididae
Source: the annotation of a GenBank genome assembly